GAAUCUUACUGUUGUCCUGAUAAAAACGGGUAGUAAUGCAAUCGUGCAAUAAUGCAGCGCGUGGUAUUGCAACGCGUGCUAAUGCAACGUGUAGUAAUGCAACGGGUAGUAAUGCAGCGCGUGGUAAUACAAUGUGUCGGAAUAUAAUGCGUGAUAAUGCAACGUAUAGCAAUAUAACGCGUGAUAAUGAUAUGCGUGACAAUUGCCACUUAAUAAUUCCACCUGUGGUAGUUAAAUGCGUGCCUAAUUCACGCGUGGUAAUUAGGUAAGCGUGGUAAUCUACGUUUCGUAGAGUCUCACAAUCGUAGACGGGGCACUGGAUAGCACCUUAAUGUCGUUGGAUAACAGUACGAAAAAGAUGUUUCUGACUAUCACGAUGAGAGCAAUGGAGCCCAUUCAAUUCACCAGCAUCCACAUAGUUUCUAUGAACCUUGAAUCUUUCAUAACGUUAGUUAAAACAUCCUACUCGGCAUACACCAUGCUUCAACAGAUGCACUAACGAAAGGUGGCACUACGACUGCAUAAAACGGAAAAACGAAGCUUCGGAGAAACUUGCAUAAUGUAUGGCACAAUACGCUGAAAAUAUUGUUAUAAACCUUUCAGAGGAAAUUAAGUUCUAUCAGGG
Messenger RNA from Megachile rotundata (alfalfa leafcutting bee), 625 nucleotides. RefSeq lists its product as uncharacterized. Gene Ontology annotation, cellular component: plasma membrane. Gene Ontology annotation, molecular function: olfactory receptor activity; odorant binding. The record is from RefSeq and is a predicted model, not a curated record. NCBI's taxonomy places the organism in Eukaryota, Metazoa, Arthropoda, Insecta, Hymenoptera, Megachilidae. Gene Ontology annotation, biological process: sensory perception of smell; detection of chemical stimulus involved in sensory perception of smell.